AAGAAGAUAGUCGACCAUUGGGAGGUACUUACCUGGACGGGGUCGACACUUGAUCAAGAAGAAGAGUGGCCUAAGCUAGUGACUUCCAUUGCACAUAACGGAAGGGUGCUUAGCUUAAGGUCUCCCCAAGUGGGAGAGCCUGCGUCAUUAUUUGUGGCAGCGGAGGCCUGCGUUCGCGCGGCCUCUCCCAUUUCCCAGCAGUUCAAUAUUUUGAAUCUCAGAUUUGAGUCGAUGUUAAUAUGAUUCAUGUGGGGGUGACUCCUAAACUCGUUGGAUCUCGUGCAUUCAAUCAAAAGUCGUUUGCUACUCUGUUCAGCUACGUUGUUAAAGUCCUUAAAAUAGAAAUUUUUGACUUAGUUCGUAGAUCUGACGUAAGCUUUCUCGGAUAUUGGGUUCGUAUGUAGAUCUGUUCACUGAAAUUACAUACGAAACAUAUUUUAGUAAACAAAAUAAGUCUGUCAGAGCGUGUUAGUGUUUUUGCGUUACCCUCAUAGAUGUGGUUUUGGGGGUCGAAAGGAGCAUCUGGGUUCUCGUCUAGCUCCACUGCAGAAGAAGUCACACAUGGAGUUGAUGGAACUGGCCUCACUGCCAUUGUCACUGGAGCAUCGAGUGGUAUAGGAGUAGAGACAGCACGUGUUCUUGCACUGCGUGGUGUUCACGUAGUUAUGGCAGUGAGGAACACUGCCUCUGGUGCUAAAGUUAAGCAAGAUAUCCUCAAUCAAGUCCCUAGUGCUAAGCUCGACGUCAUGGAGUUAGAUCUCAGCUCUAUGGAAUCCGUCAGGAGAUUUGCAUCUGACUACAAAUCUACUGGUCUUCCACUAAACAUCUUAAUCAACAACGCUGGGAUUAUGGCAUGUCCUUUCAUGCUCUCUAAGGAUAACAUCGAGCUGCAGUUCGCAACCAACCAUCUAGGUCAUUUUCUGUUGACCAAGCUUUUGCUAGAUACAAUGAAGAACACAUCAAUUGAAAGCAAACGAGAAGGAAGGAUUGUUAAUCUAUCAUCAGAAGCUCAUCGCUUCUCCUAUCCAGAAGGAGUCCGGUUUGAUAAGAUCAACGACGUAUCAAGCUACAGUAGUAUUCAAGCUUAUGGCCAGUCUAAACUCUGCAACGUAUUACACGCUAACGAGCUUGCAAGGCAACUGAAGGAAGAUGGAGCUAAUAUAAAAGUAAAUUCACUUCAUCCAGGAGCCAUUAUGACAAGUCUUUGGCGCUACUUCAACAGCUAUUUGGCUGGAGCUGUUAGCGCAAUGGCUAGAUAUUUUAUAAAGACCGUUCCGCAGGGGGCAGCAACAACUUGCUACUUGGCAUUGAAUCCUCAGGUGGCAGGAGUUACAGGGGAAUACUUCACAGAUUGCAACAUUGCUGAGCCAACAUCACUUGCCAAAGAUUCAGAACUGGCCAAGAAGCUUUGGGACUUCAGCACUAAGCUUACUGAUUCACAUUCAGGAAAAAAUAGUUCUUGAAAGUAGAUCAUUUCAGUGAUUCUUUACUUUGAUGGUUUUCAUGUUUGAAAUAAAAUGAUAUAACAAUUCUGAAUAGUUUCAACUCUGCAAAAUGAUAUCAGUUUUUAUUUAUUUAUUACUACAAACUCGUUUGAUCUAUUUACCAACUAUAAACAACAACAAACCUUCAUUAUAUCUCA
Messenger RNA from Eruca vesicaria subsp. sativa (arugula), 1642 nucleotides. NCBI's taxonomy places the organism in Eukaryota, Viridiplantae, Streptophyta, Magnoliopsida, Brassicales, Brassicaceae. The record is from the annotation of a GenBank genome assembly.